This is a messenger RNA of Fusarium redolens, 1498 nucleotides long. RefSeq lists its product as uncharacterized. NCBI's taxonomy places the organism in Eukaryota, Fungi, Ascomycota, Sordariomycetes, Hypocreales, Nectriaceae. The transcript is spliced from 2 exons. The record is from RefSeq and is a predicted model, not a curated record. Bases 357 to 1169 code for a protein of 270 amino acids.
CAUCUUUCAGUAUCUCAGUCAAUCUCUACUACAUCUUUCAGCGAUUUGCGGUUCUAUAUCAUCCAUCUAUCUUUGUAAUAUUGUUGUUGCAAAUUUUGUAUAUUUGUUUUAAGUCAUGUCUUCCAACCAACACACUGUUCAGUCCUAUACCAAACUUACCGCCAAGGAGUAUCAGUCAUAUGCUAAUACCCGUCGACAAAUCUAUGGCCAGAAUGUGAAUACCCGAACGCAUCCCACUCCCCAAGCGGAGCGCGAUUACAAUGCGUAUAGCCAAUGGCGCGAGCAGUCCAACGCCUCGCGAGAUCACUACGAAAAGAGCUUGAAGGAAGCAGUUGGCCCAAACGGCGAUUUUUCAGAUGUUGCAGCAGAGGCAGCAUCAGCACUUGGUCUUGCCAGCUGCUCAGGCGGCGACUGACACAAACCUGCAUGCCAGUACCAGCAAUGACUUCUUGGAUAAGCAUCCAUUUGCAUACAAGAAUGCGAGGGCAAGAAAACAUCACGAAAAGCUGGCAGACAGUUCUGUGAAAGAGGCAAAGCAUUACCGCCAAGCCUAUGAUACACAUUACGAAAAGGCCGGUGCGCCAACUCCGCCUAUAAGACAAGCCCCAUAUGGUACACAUGGCUCUUCUACUGCUGCUACUCCAGGCGUCCCUCGCCAGCAACCAUCGCUAUCUGUCCCUCCUCCUCCUCCUCGACGUGCCGAAAACCCGAGGAUCCCUAGUCCAAGUGAGGCCUAUGGUCAAACCCCUUACAGGACUCAACCUCCAAGUACUACCUCCACGUCAGCUGCCUACCGUCAGCCAUCAUCUGUGUCUGCCCCACCUCCUCAGCGCUCCCAGGAUAUCAGUGUCCCCGCUGCAAGCCAGGCCUACGGGCGCUCUGCUAGUGUUGCUACGCAGGCUGAUUAUAGUCAGUCGCCAUCAGUAUCUGUUGUUCCUCCUCGACCUGCCCAGGACCCUAGAAUCCCUAGCCCAAGUGAGGCAUACGGGCAAGCCUAUUACAGUACCCAAAGCUCUACCAGGACCGCUGUACCGGCUCCGUAUGUUCAGCAGCCAUCGGGAUCUGUUCUUCCUCCUCCUCCUCGUCGACCAUAUGACCCAAGAAUUCCCAGCCCAGAACAAGCCUACGGGAACAUUGGCUCUUCUCGAAGAAUGGAUCGCCGACAGUAAGUCCGCAAGAUUGUUUGCAUAGAUCGAGUUUUGGAGUAUUUUGUGUCUUGAGCCCAUGUUGGAGGGAAAUUUAAGCCUAUGAAAUCUUUGUUGUAUAUGGGUUCGCUACUGUUUGUUGGUCAGCGUGUAUAGUCACCGUCGGGGUAAUUUCAGUUGAAUAUCAUUGCUUCGAUUUAGUUACUAUGGUCGAUCACUUAUGGGACGUGCACUCAAGCGAUAUAUGCUUGAAAUUUUGCUCAUAAGGUAAAACAAGGCUUAGAAACACUUUAAAUUUCAGAUAAUACAAAUAUCUCAUGCAGUAAGAAAGCCAGGCGUUACGUUAAUAUGAG